Molecule: messenger RNA, 4221 nt
Organism: Oikopleura dioica
Lineage: Eukaryota; Metazoa; Chordata; Appendicularia; Copelata; Oikopleuridae
Source: the annotation of a GenBank genome assembly
AUGUCAGGCAUCGGCAAACCGCAGUAUUCUCGUUAUACCUCAGGAUAUCGAUCGCUGGUGAAAAGCAAGGACUAUUUGCAGGAGAUAACUGAGCAAGUUUCUUCGCUGGACCAUGAAAAUUACCAGGAUUUGUGUCCUGUGCAGGAUCCAACAGUGUCCGACGCGGUCAAGGCACAGCAGUGGAAGGCUCAUUCCCUCCAGAUGUGUGUUCUCUUGGAGGAUCAGGCUUCUGCACUCAGCAGUCGACCUCCAAGCCCAGAGAAUCCACCAUAUCUUGAUACCGACGAGGAAUUUAAGAUGGUGGAGCCCCUUGUAGAUGAGCCAAACUAUCAAAGCAAAGUGCUCAAGAAGAGCUUUGGUCCAUCCGCUCAGCAUAUCUUCUUCAAGAACGCCGAGUCACGGAGGAACCGGGAAAAUAAUUGGAUCCGCGUGGGAAUUCCCUCGUCAUGGUAUCGAUUUUAUCGUCUGGCCGAGUCAUCCGGCAUUGAGGCUGACAUCUCCCUGAGACAUUCAUUGAAUGGGAGAAGCCGCUGGAUAAUGGAUUUAUUCAAGACCGAGUGGAAGGCCAGGGAUCGAAAGUACUUGCAGCUUUGUAUCGAUUCCGUGUUGGAGUCACUGAAUCCGGGUUCUUCAAAGUUCAGAGGAGACCUCUUGGUCAUUCAUGGUGGAAAUCACGCCGAGGAUGGAGAGGCUUAUGUCGGCUUUCUAGGAGCAAUUGGACCGUCCAACAGAGAACACAACGCUGGUGAGCGAUUCUUCCGCUGCCAAGAUGUACUACUGAAACUCAGUCGAUUUGGCUUCGCAUUUCCUAAGUUCCGCGAUCGGGAGGGCAUCAGAGCUGGAUUAGGGUGUACCAGGGAAGAUCUUCCGUAUUCAAAGAAUCUACUGACUCCAGAGGAUCUCUCGAUUUCCUGCCAGAGAUUGACGAUCUUACCGAAGAAUGAGCGGAAAACUUUCAUCCUGGAGUUUAUCCGUGGAGGGAGAUGCAUAGGAACGUGUGUGUUCAUUGGAACUGAGCGAGAGCUCAAACUCAAAGUUGGCGAGUAUGCUCUAACUUCAGAAACUCAUGGUCUUAAAACCGCUGGAAACGUUUACAAGAGGGUACCUGGUCGCUCAUCUGAGUAUUUUCCAACUGCAGCAUCAUUACGACAGCACAAGGAGUCUACUCAAUCACAGUCAACCAACCGAGAAAAUCUUAACGCCCGGAAGAUGCUCAUUGCACAGAAGGUCGAGAAGCUCCGUUUGGCCCACGAAUCCAUGGUUGACGAGGUACAGAAUGUACCAGAAACACAGCGCAAGAUUCUGAGAUCGUUCCUGGAGUGCCGCGUUGCAGGGGAUCUCGAGCGUCGAAUCACUGCUAUGAAGGAUUACGUUUGGGAUAUGCGAGAUCAGAUGGCACGUCUUCGCGCUGUAUCUGAGCAGGCCCAACAGCUCGGGGUCCCCAGCGCCGAGCAGAGCAAUGCUGAACAAGAUCUUGCCUAUACUUUGUCACAAAUGAAGACUCGUCUUCUACGCAAAAGAACACAGGAGGGGGAAGAUUUCAGCGCACUCAUCAAGGAGAUGUGGGAUCUCGGUUUUGUAUUCCUGAGAAAUCCUUUGAGUAUCAUGUGGUCAGUGAUGGCAAAGAAUAAUGAGCGCGUAUUUGGAUGUAACGAUUGCGCUGGCUCUUUCAAAAUAUUGGAUCGUCAAUGUCAGUGCUUACGAAGAUACUUAGAAGUACGGGAACAAGUUCGCAAUUCUCACGAGCCAAAUCCAUGGGACUUCCACGUUUACGAGAGCCAAGAUGAGAAGGGGCGCCCAAUAACAGAGUUUCGCCAUUGCCCAGUUGUGCAGUUUACAGAGAUCUACAAUGGCUGUCUUCAGUGUCGCAGUAGACCCCGUUGCCAAGAAGGAAGUCAUGUUCUACCCUGUUUGACCUGUAUGCAGAGUGGUCCAUGUAACUGCCCCGUGGUCGGCGACUUGAACGAGUUGCCUCCAGAUCACCCUGUUCACCUACUCAUUGAUACAUCAACUCUCAAGCCUGGGGAGACUCUGCAGGAGGCUGACGCCAAGAAUUAUUUCGAUGCCAUGUCACUUCAGGGUCAGCCCGAUUUCCAAGCUACACGUUUACUCCAGGAUUUUGAACGUCGAAGCGCCUAUGUCACCGUCGAACCCGGGAAACCUGCAACCCUUACUGGGCCGGCCAUGUAUGUUCACCACGACAUUUCUGACGAGGAAGUGUCACUCUUGCGGCGCGAGACUCUCCCAAGACAAUCCGAGAAUCUUACCCAGGCUGAGGUAGCCGCAUGGGACAACAUGGAUCCCCCAUCCGCAGAGAGCAUCCAGGAGGAAACAGUUCCACCAUUCCCCAAGAAGCAGACCCGUGAGAUAGUCACAGAAGUGGCAAUUCCGGAGGAGGAAGAGAACCCAGAGGAGGACGGUGUGGAUCUUGUUAAUUUCCGAGAGGGUCCAUACUAUGCAACAAGCGUUCUUCCAACAGAAGAGCUCCUAGACAACGAAGACUUCAUCGAUGUGAUGAACGAACAGCCUGAGAACUUUUCUCGGCUCGCCAGAGAGAGGGUUGAGCUUCAUCGUAAUCUGGACGACGAGCACACUACUAAGGGCUUUACUGUCCUCCCAGAUUAUGUAUUGCCCUUUGAUGGUCAUGCCGAUGGUUCAUAUCCUGAGAAUGGAGUUCCUCAGCAUCGGAGUACAAGCGAGGAGCAGUUAUCUACAACCACCUUUGCUAUCUAUACGACUCCAAUGCGGGCGGACGACAUCAAUCCAGGGGAUUUCCAGCGCAUCAAGGAGAGAUACAUUCGACAGCAUCAUGGUACAUUUUACACCCCAGAGGGAACUCUGCAGGCUAUAAUCCGCGAUGUUUGCCAGCCCGUGGCUCCAUGGCAUGAUCACAGCAAGGGUUAUCCAGAGAUGAGUGAAGAAGAGCGCACUAAGUUGACUGGGAAAGACAUUGACAGACUAUGCAAUGAUGUCCCUUGCCAGGAUAGCGACGGUGAUUUUUUCAAUGGGUCAAUCUGCGCUUUGAAGAUCUAUCCCAUGAUUUCAUUUGAGCCCACCGAUGUUCCUGAGUAUUCCAAUCGUCCUUGGUUGCGUAAGAUAGCCCAUGCCGACUCCCAUGGUCAGAACAUUGAGGACUUCACUUUGUCCAUAGUUGGGACUCUGUCCACUAUGGCCCGAUUCUGGAAUGAAAACUUGGAUGGUGAAAAGCGCCGAGUUUACGAUGCAUUUUGCCCUGGGAGAUGUUGCAUGGAUUUUGCAAUGUCAAUUGGAGCUGAACGACCUAAUUCUUAUUGGUCUAUGAAGAUGUCCGGUCGCAUGGGAAUUCUUUUCCUUUGUGGAGCAGUCGAGCGAAAAGGACUCCGAGCAGCUGAAUCUAUGGGUCUGACUUUGGAGAAAUACAAACAACGUCGCGAGCAAGAGAAGCAGUCGAUGACAGAGACAGUGUUAGUCCCGGAUACUAGCAUUGGAGCCCCUCCUGGUUCCAUGACCUUACCUCAGGAGUCUAAUCCGGGCCACGAUUAUGAUUGGCACCCAGUUUACAACUCAGAUGGAAAGUUACUUCGCUGGGAAAAAACAAUCUGGCCUGGCUUCAGCUACGAGUUCGUCGAAGAGCGGGGGGAGCGUGGUCUAGGGGACUUGGCUCGCUUGACAUGCGGAACAACAAUGCGUAGAGAAGAGCUCAUGUGUAUGCAAGGAAUAGCAGGAUUCAUAGCUCAACAUCAGAAACCACUGCGCGAUCGAUAUUUGGCAUAUUGUGCUGAGAAGAGACACGGCGACAUCCGCUCAGAGGCCUUUACUUCAUUGAAGUACAGUGCAGGCUUGAUCAACCCAGUUUGGCGUCGCAACAUCUCCCUUGUUCAGCGAGUUGUGGGUCCUCGCUGGGAGCAGCAGAUCGAACGUUUGCUCUUCGGGGUAUACAACGAUGAGAGAUUAUUCUGGCCUGAGGGAACAAAGGAGGGCCCCUUAGUUAAGCAGUUCCUCCAGCGCGAUGCCCCCAGCAACGACCCGGUCCCUCCCUCAGAGUUGAUUGGGCGUAUAAACUCUGUGGGGCAGUUGGUGUUUAUGCACGAGGAACCUACAUUGGUCAAUCCUUCCGCUGAGAACUCAUCUCCAAUCCUGGAUUACGGCCACAUGACUUCUACGGCCUACCGAGGCAAGCGAGGCGAUGUUUCUUGGAAGCGGUACUCAACCCGCGAAUUUGCUUGCAAAGAGUUCUUGUAA